CACUAAUUCAAUGACAAUCUGGAUCGGAUGAUGUAUUUACUCUUCGUACUUGCUGUUUCGAUAAAAGUCACGUACAGGUGGGUUCUGCUCAUUUACUACGUGUCAUAUAUCAAUUGGCUUGCUGGAAUAGUUUACAGAACAAUAAAAAAAAGCAAAGCCAACGAGGCGAAGGCGAGACGGAGUGGUACACAACCAUGUUCCUUCCUUCAUUCCCCCUAUAGAAGAGACAAGAAAAGAGAAGAUAAAGAGCUUCUUCUUCUUUGGUCGUCUCUUCUGUUAAGAAAAAGAAGUCUCACUGCUUCCCUCUUUUGAUCUCUGAAAAAAAAAGAAUCUGUGUUUGCAAUGGAUCAGAUGUUCAACAAGGUUGGAUCCUACUGGUUAGGUCAGAAGGCGAACAAACAAUUUGACUCUGUUGGUGACGAUAUCAACUCGAUAUCAACGAGCAUCGAAGGAGGAGCAAAAUGGUUGGUCAACAAAUUCAAAGGAACAAUGCAGAAGCCGUUGCCUGAGUUGCUGAAAGAAUAUGAUUUGCCUGUGGGCAUCUUCCCACGCGAUGCUACAAACUACGAGUUCGAUGAGCAGACAAAGAAACUGACGGUGCUGAUCCCAUCAGUCUGCGAAGUUGGCUACAAGGACUCAUCCGUCCUCAAAUUCACCACAACAGUAACGGGAUAUCUGGAGAAAGGGAAGCUAAGUGAGGUGGAAGGGAUGAAGACAAAAGUGAUGAUAUGGGUCAAAGUCACAAGCAUCUCUGCGGACUCAUCAAAGGUGUAUUUCACUGCGGGGAUGAAGAAGAGCAGAAACCGAGAUGCUUAUGAGGUUCUUAGAGAUGGCGUUCGAGUUGAUAAAUUCUAACUCCAUCCUGCUGAGAGUAUAUAUUCUCAUCUGUUAUCAAUUCAAUUAUGAAGUUUCUAGCUUUUUAUGGGUUUGCCUGAUGGUGUUAUGAUUUGAAAGAAUUAACUUGUGUUGUAUGAAUCAAAUUGAAAAAGAAUAUUCUUGGUUUUGUUGUAUAAAACAAAUUUCAUGACUGUACAUUGUGAAAACCCCAAAAAGGUAUACUAGUAGUUAUGAUUUAUGUGCUCAAUGAUCAUAUAAGGAGGUUUGGAUAGAAACUGUAAGUAUUCUUUGUAGCUGGAAACAUAUCCCAUUAGAAUUAGACUAUUACAAAGAUCAUAUAGAGUAAAACCCGACCCAAAAAUGAAAAGAAAGCAUAUAUAAGGUAGAUUACCAAAGAGUCUUAAAUAGAUGAGUUAAGGGCAUCCGCAUUGGUGAACUCCAAGGGGAGUUCACACGGUUUUCGAAAAAAAAAAAAUAUUAAAAUAAUAAAAAUCAGUGAACCUGUCUCUUGGGAGUUCACUCCAGUGAACCCGGAUCGUCACUGUAGCGUGGGCCCCACGACACGUGGCGGCCCGCGAUUGGUCCUAUUAAUAAUUUUUUUUUUU
Messenger RNA from Brassica napus (rape), 1442 nucleotides. RefSeq lists its product as uncharacterized. The transcript is spliced from 3 exons. The record is from RefSeq and is a predicted model, not a curated record. Bases 343 to 855 code for a protein of 170 amino acids. Lineage: Eukaryota; Viridiplantae; Streptophyta; Magnoliopsida; Brassicales; Brassicaceae.